CUGUUGCAAUUCUUAUAUAUUUGCAUUGAACCAUCGCAGUUAUCGAUAACAUCGAUUGAUUUGAUAGCUUCGGUGCAACACUGCGUUUUUUUUGCUGUUCUCUUUCGGCUGUUGUUUCGUGUGUUGACCAAUAAAUUUUUCGCAUAUUUUUUCGACUUUUCCUCAAACCAAGAACCGCAAUAAGCGAAUUAGGCCAACGCCGUUAGCCAGCGCAGCAACCGCAAAGCGAAUCUUUGGCCCAAAAACGCACGUGUAAAGCGUUCUUGCCCAGCAAGCGCAGCAGCAGUAGUUACCGCAGAGCAGAGAGAUCCAUCGGCAGCCGACGGCGACGACGACGUUCCAGGAAGCGACAUUUACGCUACACAUACAACAACAACAACAGCAGCAGCAACGGCGGGAGCAGCGCGUGAAAGCGAGCAAGCGAAAGAAGAGAGCAGCAAGCAACAAGGACUCGGCGAAAACAGAGAAUCCUGUCCAAGAUUUGGGAAUCCUGCCAGCACAGCACAAGCAAAGCAUCAAGCGGCAUCAUCAGCAGCAGCAGCACCAGCAACUGUUGUUGUCUUUUUUUUUGCUCUUUUUGAUUUGACUUUCUUUUGUUUUGUGUGGGCCCAAGCCCAGUUGUCCAAGUCGUUGCCCAAAUCCCUCAAAGUCGGACAAUUAAAGAUGGCCGCUGCCGGUGGGAGCGCAGUGAAUGCGGUGAACGAUUGCUUUAGCAUCGGAUCCACAGUGGUCUGUACGACCUGUUUCAACGAGGAGGUGGAGGGCGAGGUGCUGGCCUUCGAUCACAACACAAAGAUGCUUAUCCUGAAAUGCCGGUCCAAGUCCACGGAGGAGCUGAGUGAUAUCUAUGCCAUGAACCUCUCGCUGUGCAGCAACGUUCAGGUGGUCAAGGAAUGCAAUGGCAACAUUGAUGAUCCUCAGAAGCUCAACCUGGAACAGGUGAAAAUGCGCCUGAGGAAAACAGUGGAGCGAAGGCAGGACUAUCUCAAGUCCAAGAAUGCGGAUGUCAGUCCAGAGGCGCAGGAGCUUUAUAGAGCGAUAGCCAAACAAUACGGGUACAAUGAGGUCUCCUGGCAGGGACUCAACAUACAAAUACUGAAUGAAGUCACCAUUUCGCCGCCGUACCGAGUGGACAAUGUGGUGUCCAGCUCGAACAACGAAACAUCAUGCAAUUACAUUAAACGGAUUAUUAAACAAUUUUUCAACACGAGACCCUCGCCCGUGCCAGAAAGCGGCGCUGGGGCCAGCACCUCGUCAGCAUCCGUGUCUCCCACGUCCUCAUCUCUGUCGUCGAGUAACGCUGCAUCUGGAUCUCCGGUUCCCGCAAACUAAUUAAUAAAAAGAGUAACAAAAAAAAAAAACAAAACAAAAAACAAAAACAAAACAAAAAACAAAUGUGCUUCAAAAAGGA
Messenger RNA from Drosophila kikkawai, 1411 nucleotides. It is a transcript of the gene Lsm12a, whose product is annotated as LSM12 homolog a. Gene Ontology annotation, molecular function: RNA binding. The record is from RefSeq and is a predicted model, not a curated record. Lineage: Eukaryota; Metazoa; Arthropoda; Insecta; Diptera; Drosophilidae.